Acanthisitta chloris (rifleman) is the source of this 644-nucleotide messenger RNA. RefSeq names its product rhomboid domain containing 2 (gene RHBDD2). Gene Ontology annotation, cellular component: membrane. Gene Ontology annotation, molecular function: serine-type endopeptidase activity. The transcript is spliced from 3 exons. The record is from RefSeq and is a predicted model, not a curated record. NCBI's taxonomy places the organism in Eukaryota, Metazoa, Chordata, Aves, Passeriformes, Acanthisittidae. The annotation marks the transcript as partial.
UCCACAGGUUGAUCACCUACAUCUUCAUCUACGAAGACCUGAUAUCACUGACCUGUGGUGCUGUUAUCAUCUGGUACUUUGCUGGCAGCUUUGAGAAGAACGUGGGCACAGCAAAGCACUGCUGCCUCACCACAGCCUUUGCUGUGCUCUCUGCCCUCCUCUACCUCUUACUGGAGCCCCUUGUCUCCACGGUGUGGGAGGUGGGAGAUGCCAAAGGAUUCAUGCCAGUAGCCUUUGCUACUCUGGGUGUAUCCACCACGCGCUCACGGAUGAGGAGGACUGUGGUGUUUGGGCUCAGAGUUCCCGUGGUGCUGGUGCCAUGGUUUUUGCUCUGCAUAGCUUGGUUUAUCCCCCACUCUUCCAUCUUGGUUAACCUGUGUGGGCUCCUGGUGGGGGAAGCCUAUGGACUUCGAUACUGUUUCUGCUUGGAUUUUCCAGAGUCGGUGAGCUCUAAGCUCGACCAGGUGUUCCCUUUCACUCUGCUAAAGAGGGUACCAGGGCUGAAAUAUAUCCCAGGGUCCUUGGCAGAGAGAAGAGCCUCUGAAAGCAGCAAGAUUAACCCUGUACCAGGCACUUAUCCCACCCAAAGCUACUACUGUCCUUCACCUCAGGCUCCUCCUGCUUCCCAGAUGCUGCAGCCCAAU